CUCAGAGGGCAUCUUCAGAAGGGUGUCACGGUUAGAGGAAAAUCAAUGAGAGUUAUCGAACCAGAUCCGAAGAUGACAACGCUAACACCUAAUCUGAACACUUCAAGUAAACUUUAUCAGAAUCCCACUCAAACAACUCCAACAAAGCAUGAAUUAAGAGGAAGAGAGAUUGGCUAUUCAAAGACUCUACGAAACUCAAAAUACCCUAAAAAUACGCUAAAGAACAACUUUUUAACAGAUCUAAGCUCACUACAAACAAAGACACAUAUCAAAGACUCUCUCAACGCAUACAUCACCCACAACGGCCGUACCAAAAAUAUGCCUAAAAUCCCCUCUCUUCCCCCCUCCAAACCCGACCAGUCUCCUUACCACCCCCAAAACCCCUCUCAGCCACCAAAAAAUCGGGUCCACUACAACCAAGAUAUUCUCUCAAUAAUGUAA
Moneuplotes crassus is the source of this 441-nucleotide messenger RNA. Lineage: Eukaryota; Ciliophora; Spirotrichea; Euplotida; Euplotidae. The record is from the annotation of a GenBank genome assembly.